Messenger RNA from Pseudophryne corroboree (corroboree frog), 4466 nucleotides. RefSeq names its product leucine rich repeat containing 32 (gene LRRC32). NCBI's taxonomy places the organism in Eukaryota, Metazoa, Chordata, Amphibia, Anura, Myobatrachidae. The record is from RefSeq and is a predicted model, not a curated record. Gene Ontology annotation, molecular function: protein binding. Bases 177 to 2156 code for a protein of 659 amino acids. The transcript has 3 exons. Gene Ontology annotation, cellular component: extracellular matrix.
AGGAUAUCAGGAUAUUUCCCUUAAAAUGUCUUAGUUCCUGUUCAGUUAGCAAAGUUUCCAGUCAGACUUCCCACAUAGGAACAACCAGCCACAGGGAUGAAUGACUCCAGGGAAUCUGCAGAAUUACUCCAUACAAAACCAAGGGACCAAGUCACCCUUCACCAUAGAUAAGAGCCAUGCUCCUAUAUCUCCUAUUAUUACUGGCAACGGUUAACGAAGCAUCCUCCAACUACCGCCCCCUAGAGGACUCGCCUUGUGUAACGAAAGAGAUGGUGGCAUCCUGUCAGAAUCGAUCCUUGCAACAGAUUCCUGUAGCCCUUCACCCAGCCAUCAAAGCACUCAACCUAUCUAAUAACAGCUUACGGAACAUCACCAAGGAACCACUGUCUUACUACUCCUUCACAGAGAUCCUUGAUCUUAGCAACAACAAAAUAAGCUUUAUCCAGCCAGAUACCUUCAAGGAUAUGGUCAAUUUGAAAGAAAUAAAUCUGUCCAACAACUAUUUAGAUAGAUUUUCAAAUUAUGGGUUGCCAGGCAUCGGACUCUUACCCAAUGUACAAAAGUUGGACCUGUCAAGAAACAGCUUGUACACCGAUAUGACUGGAUUCUUUCUGGAGAAUGCUCCCCACCUACGUUACCUUUCGUUGUCAGAAAACAGCAUUACUAUGAUUUCAUCAGAAACAUUUUCGGGCACCCCGUUUUUAGAAGAGGUGGAUCUUCGUAAUAACAUUAUCAUGGACAUCGAGGAAGGCUCGUUCGAGCACCUUACUCAUCUCACCAAAAUUGACCUUGUAAUGAAUUCCAUCACCUGCAUUUCCCAAUUUAAUCUCCGACAACUCCGCAGCCUCAAUCUCAGUAAAAAUAGCAUACAAACAUUUUACACAUCGGAGUCCGAAGAGGAAUACAGUCUAGCAUACGUUGACCUAAGCGACAACAAGCUUGGGAAUUUUCCUGUAUUUCCGAACAACAACAGUAUCAUCUCCUUAAACUUAUCUAUGAAUCUCAUAAGUUUUGGAGGAAACAAUUCUUAUGAAGAACUUGAUUGGAUGGAAGAAGAAGGCUUAAGAAAUGGGAGCAUGGUCAGUUUACUGAAACUCACCCAUCUAGACCUAAGUUACAAUAAUAUAAAAUCCAUACCUGAGGAUUUCUUUGCUACGAUGCCAAUGCUCCAAUUCUUGAACCUCAGCAGGAAUUGCUUUGAAUUUAUUUCCUUUGUGGGCUCUACUAAACUAAACUCCCUGGAAUACCUUGAUUUAAGUAGUAACUCUUUACAGAAUAUAUCGCUGGCUUCAGACUCCUUGCGUUCUUUGAGAGUACUUGAUCUACAAAAUAACCAACUGCACAUGAUCGAAUCUAGAGUUUUUCAAGUUCUUCCCCGCAUUGCCGCCAUUAACCUUCAAAGCAAUAGUGUUGGUUUGUGUGGUCUGGACCUCAGCAAGGUGAGUCAAGAGCCAGAGAGAGAUGGAUGUGUAUCUUUUUCCAACAUUCCAACUUUACAACUUUUAAACCUCAGAGAGAAUAUGUUGGAAGCUAUACCACAGUAUGCAUUUUAUGGCACUCCACUGACUUUUCUCGAUCUCUCCUUGAACCUUGGUCUUACAAUAAGACCAAAUGCCUUGAAGGGAUUGGAAAGUUCUCUAGAAGUUCUACAUAUCGAAGAUAGUUCUCUCCUUCAGUUGAAUGUUGACCUGCCUCUACUAGUCCAACUUAGAUAUUUAAAUCUAUCUGGAAAUCAACUGACGUGGCUGCCCACAUGGAACAGAAAUUGUCACCUGGAGACACUUGACUUAAGCAACAAUAGCUUCAGCAAUCUGAAAGACAGCAAUAUCCCUGCCUUAGAAAACACUUUAAAAACGUUGUCUUUACGCGGAAACCCGCUUGGCUGUUGUGCAAACUCUUGGGUCAUCCACAUGGUCAGAAGAAACACAGUAACCAUCACUGGUCUGGAGGACACAACAUGUCAAAACUCUAAUGGUCAAAAGGAGGAGAUACUUUUAGGUCAAAACAGUCCGGACAAUUGUGAAAAGGAGGAUUUGAAAAACACGAACACUGUCAUUAUUUUAACGGUAGUCUUUGUGUUUUUGGUGACAGCGGUUGGUGUUGGGUCUUUGGUUUGUUACUGCAAACACAAACUUAACCAACAAUUUAAGGCUUAAUAUGAAGGAUUUCUGUUAGCAUGGUGGACGAUGAGGUUCUUAGGCGAGAAGUGUAGCCAGCAAAUUGGCAGCCAAUUGUGCACCCACUUAAAUCAUUUUAAUACAAAUGGUUUGUGUUUUAUAUUCCCUCCUAAACACUGACAGUCAUGAUAUUCUGAGGAACACUAUGUCGCCAUUGUUGGUGAUUGCUUUCUUGCGCAGUAAUGGAAUAUUUAGCAAUGCUGGGGGAAACAAGUAAUCUCCUGAGACGAACAGUACUUUCUAUUGGACUUCCUGUGGCAGGUCACAAUAUAAAGGAAAAUGUUUGCUACAAUACAGGUUUCUGCUAUGUUUUGCAUAAUUGUGGAAAAUCUUAAGUUAUGUACUUUUGCAAAUGUUCAAAGCAAUUAACAUCAAAUUUGGGGGUAAACGUGCUCCAUCUAGAUUCAUGAGCACUGCAUACGCCUCAAAGAGAAUACUAAUAAAGUUUUUCAAUAUGGUCUGAAGACCAUAUGGAGCAUUAAACAGCUUUGAUGUAAAAUCACGUAUGUUCAAAUUUAAUUUUGGAUCAUUUACAUUUCUGUAUGAUUCCUUAAACACACAACGCACUUUUAAGGAAAGUUGAUUAUAUGAAGUCAUACGCGGAGCUAGAUAACCCUUACCUCUCUGCUUAUACAUUCCACUGCAGGAAAAUUUAAAGUGCAUAGGGGGUAAUUCUGAGUUGAUCGCAGCAGGACCUUUGUUAGCAGUUGGGCAAAACCAUGUGCACUGCAGGGGAGACAGAUAUAACAUGUGCAGAGAGAGUUAGAUUUGUGUGGGUAUUUUUGUUUCUGUGCAGGGUAAACACUGGCUGCUUUAUUUUUACACUGCAAAUUAGAUUGCAGAUUGAACACACCCCACCCAAAUCUAACUCUCUCUGCACAUGUUAUAUCUGCCUCCCCUGCAGUACACAUGGGUGGUCAUUCCGAGUUGUUCGCUCGGUAAUUUUUUUCGCAUCGCAGCGAUUUUCCGCUUAGUGCGCAUGCGCAAUGUCCGCAGUGCGACUGCACCAAGUAAAUUUGCUAUGCAGUUAGGUAUUUUACUCACGGUUUUUUCUUCGUUCUGGUGAUCGUAAUGUGAUUGACAGGAAGUGGGUGUUUCUGGGCGGAAACUGGCCGUUUUAUGGGCGUGUGGGAAAAAACGCUACAGUUUCUGGGAAAAACGCGGGAGUGGCUGGAGAAACGGAGGAGUGUCUGGGCGAGCGCUGGGUGUGUUUGUGACGUCAAACCAGGAACGACAAGCACUGAACUGAUCGCAGAUGCCGAGUAAGUUUGGAGCUACUCAGAAACUGCACAGAGAUGUCUUUUCGCAAUAUUGCGAAUCUUUCGUUCGCAAUUUUAAGAAGCUAAGAUUCACUCCCAGUAGGCGGCAGCUUAGCGUGUGUAAAGCUGCUAAAAGCAGCUUGCGAGCGAACAACUCGGAAUGAGGGCCAUGGUUUUGCCCAACUGCUAACAAAGUUCCUGCUGCGGACAACUCGGAAUUACCCCCAUAGAUAACUUUAAAAAGCCUUGGAGAGAUAUAAAGAGGAAAAGUUGCGGCAAUUAAACAAUCAGCUGAUGUCAUUUGUUUAGCACAGUUACUUUAUCUCGCUCCAAGGCUUGAUAUAACCCACCCCCCUGUAAUAUUCUGUUUAAUUUAAUGUCUGUUGGGUACAUUUGGACAAAUUGAUGGAUUUGGAUAAAGCAGUGGUUCUCAACUCCAGUUCUCAAGUAACCACAACAGGUCAUGUUUUCGUAUUUCUUUAAUCAUGGACAAGUGAGUUAAUCUAUUUUGCUGGGUCUGCAAUUAUCACACCUGUUUCAACAGACAGAAAUCCUGAAAACAUGACCUGUUGUGGGUACUUGAGGACUGGACUUGAAAACCACUAUGAUAAAGUAACAGUGGUAUUGUUUUAAAGCAGCUCUUCUCAAAGUCAGUCCUCUGGGACCUCCAGCACAACCUGUUUUCCAGAUCUCCUAGCCUAGUCAUUACUGGUACACAUUUUAACAUAUCCGCAGGUAUGUCAUUUGUUUCAAUUGUGAUACCUAGGAGAUCUGGAAAACAUGCACCAUUAGGGGUCUCAGAGACUGAGUUUAGGAAACACUCCUAUAAAGAAUAUGCAGUGCAAUUAGUAUUUCAGAAUCCUCCUUCUAGGGAAAAAAAAAAACAUUUAUUCACUUGAAAAUCAGUUUUGUAUAUUCAGCCUUUUGCAGAAAAAUGAAGGGACCUAAAAUUACAUGUGAAAUAUUGUUUCAGAAGAAGUCAAUGUAAAAAUAUUUAUUGUAUCAAUGCAAUAAAAUCAGUAUUAUUUUA